Molecule: messenger RNA, 3813 nt
Organism: Galeopterus variegatus (Sunda flying lemur)
Lineage: Eukaryota; Metazoa; Chordata; Mammalia; Dermoptera; Cynocephalidae
Gene: ACAP3
Product: ArfGAP with coiled-coil, ankyrin repeat and PH domains 3
Exons: 24
Coding region: 2-2530 (842 amino acids)
Cellular component (GO): cytoplasm
Molecular function (GO): protein binding; GTPase activator activity
Source: RefSeq, a predicted model, not a curated record
AAUGCUGCGUCUCCAGCCCGCGGGACGGCAGCUGGAGCUUAGGGUGGUUCGAGGGACCCGGGGGCCGGAGAGGGCCACCAUCGAUGAGGUGGAGACGGACGUGGUCGAGGUCGAGGCCAAACUGGACAAGCUGGUCAAACUGUGCAGCGGCAUGAUUGAGGCCGGCAAGGCCUAUGUCACCACCAACAGGCUCUUUGUGAGUGGCGUCCGCGACCUGUCCCAGCAGUGUCAGGGCGACACUGUCAUCUUGGAAUGUCUGCAGCGGUUUGGAGACAGCCUGCAGGAGAUGGUCAACUACCACAUGAUCCUCUUUGACCAGGCGCAGAGAUCCGUGCGGCAGCAGCUUCACAACUUUGUCAAGGAGGACGUACGGAAGUUCAAGGAAACCAAGAAGCAGUUUGACAAGGUGCGGGAGGACAUGGAGCUGUCCUUGGUACGGAACGCCCAGGCCCCAAGGCAUCGGCCCCACGAGGUGGAAGAGGCCACGGGCGCCCUCACCCUCACCCGAAAGUGCUUCCGCCACCUGGCACUGGACUACGUGCUCCAGAUCAACGUUCUCCAGGCCAAGAAGAAGUUUGAGAUCUUGGAUUCUAUGCUGUCUUUCAUGCACGCCCAGUACAGCUUCUUCCAGCAGGGCUACAGCCUGCUGCACCAGCUGGACCCCUACAUGAAGAAGCUGGCGGCCGAGCUGGACCAGCUGGUGAUCGACUCUGCAGUGGAAAAGCGCGAGAUGGAGCGCAAGCACGCAGCCAUCCAGCAGCGGACGCUGCUGCAGGACUUCUCCUAUGACGAGUCCAAAGUGGAGUUUGACGUAGACGCGCCCAGCGGCGUGGUGAUGGAGGGCUAUCUCUUCAAGAGGGCCAGCAAUGCCUUCAAGACAUGGAACCGGCGCUGGUUCUCCAUCCAGAACAGCCAGCUGGUCUACCAGAAGAAGCUGAAGGACGCGCUGACGGUGGUGGUGGAUGACCUCCGCCUGUGCUCCGUGAAGCCCUGUGAGGACAUUGAGCGGAGGUUCUGCUUUGAGGUCGUGUCACCCACCAAGAGCUGCAUGCUGCAGGCUGACUCAGAGAAGCUGCGGCAGGCCUGGGUUCAAGCUGUGCAGGCCAGCAUUGCCUCUGCCUACCGUGAGAGCCCAGACAGCUGCUACAGUGAGAGGCUGGACCGCACAGCGUCCCCAUCCACGAGCAGCAUCGACUCGGCCGCAGACUCCCGAGAGCGCAGUGCUAAGGGCGAGAGCGUGCUGCAGCGUGUGCAGAGCGUGGCAGGCAACAGCCAGUGCGGUGACUGCGGCCAGCCGGACCCCCGCUGGGCCAGCAUCAACCUGGGCGUGCUGCUCUGCAUCGAGUGCUCGGGCAUCCACAGGAGCCUGGGCGUCCACUGCUCCAAGGUGCGGUCCCUGACACUGGACUCAUGGGAGCCAGAGCUGCUGAAGCUGAUGUGUGAACUUGGAAACAACACCGUGAACCAGAUCUACGAGGCCCAGUGUGGGGGUAGCAGGAAGCCCACAGCCAACAGCCCCAGGCAGGACAAGGAGGCCUGGAUCAAAGACAAAUAUGUGGAAAAGAAGUUUCUGCGGAAGCUGCCCACGGCACCGGCCCGGGAGGCCCCGAGGCGCUGGCGGGCUCAGAAGUGCCAGCGCCCCCACAGCUCCCCCCGUGCCCCCACCACCCGCCGCAAGGGCCGGCUGGAGCCUGUCCUGCCCUCCAUUGCUGCUCUGUCUUCAGGCACUUUGGAGCGCAAGUUCCGCCGGGAUUCCCUCUUCUGCCCAGACGAGCUGGAUUCCCUCUUUUCCUACUUCGAUGCAGGGGCUGCUGGGGCUGGUCCACGCAGUCUGAGCAGUGACAGCGGCCUGGGGGGCAGCUCCGAUGGCAGCUCAGAUGUCCUGGCCUUCGGCGCGGGCUCCCUGGUGGACAGCGUCACUGAGGAGGAGAAUGUGGAGUCAGAGGAGUCCAGCAGCGAGGUGGACGGGGACGCUGAGGCAGAGGCCGAGGGCUGGAGCCUGGCUGACGUGCGUGAACUGCACCCUGGGCUCCUGGCACACCGUGCGGCGCGCACCCGCGACCUCCCCGCGCUGGCCGCGGCGCUGGCCCAUGGGGCCGAGGUCAACUGGGCCGAUGCGGAGGACGAGGGCAAGACCCCGCUGGUGCAGGCUGUGCUGGGGGGCUCCUUGAUUGUCUGUGAAUUCCUUCUGCAAAAUGGAGCCGAUGUGAACCAAAGAGACAGCCGGGGCCGAGCACCCCUGCACCAUGCCACACUGCUGGGCCACACUGGCCAGGUCUGCCUGUUCCUGAAGCGGGGGGCUGACCAGCAUGCCCUGGAUCAGGAGCAGCAGGACCCACUGACCAUCGCGGUGCAGGCGGCCAACGCUGACAUCGUCACACUGCUCCGCCUGGCGCGCAUGGCCGAGGAGAUGCGUGAGGCCGAGGCACCCCCCAGCCAACCAGGCCCCCUGGCGGCCAGCAGCCCCACGGAGCUCCAGUACCGCCGGUGCAUCCAGGAGUUCAUCAGCCUCCACCUGGAGGAGAGCUAGGGCCGGGCAGGCCGGGCAGCCGCGGGACCCCUGCCCCGGCCUGGACGCCCUGCAUGCCCCUGAAGAUCCCGGCCCGGCCAGGCUCGGCCCUGCCCGUGAUAACCAUGGGCCCGUUUCCGGCAGCCCCAGUGCCCAGGCGCUGCUGGAGCCCCUGCUCGCUGCCCUUCUCUCCUUCCACCUACCCGGACCCCCGGGAUGGGAGAGGGACCAGCACUGAGUCUUUUGAAGCCCCACGUUUCCGGAGCGUGCUGCACCGUCUGGUGUCCCUCACCCCACCUGAGGACCCCGUCUUCAGGUGACCCUUCUUUGGGGGCCUGGGUUGCUCACGUCACAAACCACUCUCAAGACCCGUGUCACCUUGUGCCCCUGUGUCCUCAGGGCCUGUGUCACCUCGUGCCCCACUUUUACCACCCCAGAACACUGACCUAUAAGCUGGGUCCUUCCCCCACACCCCAGAACUCCUAAGGCCCUGGGGCUGGUGGCUGGCCACCAGUACCCUCCCAGGGCAGGAGGGACAGUCCAUCCAGGGAACCAACCCGAGUACCUCACUUAGUGACCCUAGCAUCCAGGCUGGGCUUUCGCGGGUGCUGGUGGGUGGGCCUCUGGCCUGGGCCCUCAGCCCUGGCUGGAUGCAGGCAUCCCAAGGCCACGUGGCUGGCCACGAAGAGCCCUGGUGUGGCACAGCCCAGACCCAUUCCUGCCUCCCCUGGAGGCACCUUGUCCCGGUCCUUGGCCCAGAGCCCAUGCAUAAAGCAACUUUGGCACUUUCCGCCCAGCAUCUGAUGCUCUUUGUUACGGACUGCAACUGUGUGGGUUUUGUACACACUGAGUGCACUCUGUGUCUCACGUCUUUCCUCUGUGGACUCUCGAGGACCACCUUGGCCCAGCUCUGCCCACCUCACCCCCUGUGCUGGGCCCUCCAAUGGGUCCAGGGGUCCCCCGGCCCAUUUCGCAGUCCCCACUGAUGUCUUCGCACCUUUUUCUGAAGGAGCCCUGGGCAGAGGCUGGCCCCUUCCCAACAAUGGUCUCUUGGUCAGGCUGAGGCUGGUGGGAGGGUCACUAUGCAAACGCUGCCCAGGAGGCUCCAUCGCUGGCGAGGUUGGCACUGGACUGGGGCCCCCAACUCCCUUGCCUGCUGGCUGUGACCCCUAAAGAGCAGAAUUAACCCCUUCCUCUCCCUGCUUGAGCUCUGCCCCACCUCCCACCCCUCUGGGCCUUGGGCUGGCGGGACCCAUGCCCUCCUGCCCCGAUCGCUCACUGUUAAUAAACCUCUGCUGCUUGUG